AUGGUCUUAACAAAUUCUCAAAAACCAACUUCGACACGUAAAAAGAAACAAAAAACAAACUCAGGUUUAACAAUAGAACAACAACAAGAAAUACGUGAAGCUUUUGAUUUAUUUGACACGGAAGGUAAAGGUAUUAUAGAUAUAAAAGAACUUAAAGUAGCAAUAAGAGCUCUUGGUUUUGAACCUCCUAAAAAAGAUGAAAUAAAAAAAUUAUUGUCGGAAAUCAAUAAUAAGUCUACCUCUGAAAGCGAUGAUAAUGUUGAUACUAUUGAUUUUGAUAGUUUCAAUAAAAUAAUGGCUGUUAAGAUGUCUGAAAGAAAUUUAAAUGACGAGUUUCUAAAAGUAUUUCAAUUAUUUGAUGAUGAUGAUACUGGAAAAAUUACUUUUAAAAACUUAAAGCGAAUUGCUAAAGAGUUAAGUGAAGAUAUAAGUGAUGAUCAUUUAAGAGAAAUGAUCGAAGAAGCUGAUCUCAAUGGUGAUGGUGAAGUUGAUGAAAAUGAAUUUAUACAUUUAUUAAAGAGAACAAAUUUAUACACUUAA
This is a messenger RNA of Rhizophagus irregularis DAOM 181602=DAOM 197198, 540 nucleotides long. Lineage: Eukaryota; Fungi; Glomeromycota; Glomeromycetes; Glomerales; Glomeraceae. The record is from RefSeq and is a predicted model, not a curated record.